Molecule: messenger RNA, 553 nt
Organism: Ciona intestinalis (vase tunicate)
Lineage: Eukaryota; Metazoa; Chordata; Ascidiacea; Phlebobranchia; Cionidae
Source: RefSeq, a predicted model, not a curated record
AUGAAAAAUAUUUUCAACUGAUUUUUUUUUUAACAGAUGUUUUACAUAUCGCGGGAAUGCCCCACAAAGUACCGAGUCAUGGACGUGACGAGUCAGCAACUUCUACGAAGAAUGAUGCGGGUAAAAUGAAAAACUUGGAAGAUGAGACGUCCCCGAUUACCCUCGAGAAAAGCAACAUUGUUAUGCUGGGACCUACUGGUUCAGGUAAGACAUUACUGGCACAAACGUUAGCGCGAUGUCUUGAUGUCCCGUUCGCGAUAUGCGACUGCACGACGCUUACACAAGCCGGGUACGUGGGGGAGGACAUUGAAUCAGUGAUCGCUAAAUUGUUACAAGACGCAGGGGGUCAUGUCGAAAGAGCUGAACAGGGGAUUGUUUUUCUUGACGAAGUUGAUAAAAUAAGCAGCGUGCCGGGAAUCCACCAACUAAGAGAUGUCGGAGGGGAGGGUGUACAGCAGGUCAGUGGUUUAUUGAGCACCUGCAGCCUUUUAUUUACUAUUAUUUUAUUUUUUUCUGUUGAUUAUUUUUUUUCUAAUAUUUUAUUGUUUCUAUC